Messenger RNA from Alosa sapidissima (American shad), 1799 nucleotides. It is a transcript of the gene brms1lb, whose product is annotated as BRMS1 like transcriptional repressor b. Gene Ontology annotation, cellular component: Sin3-type complex. The transcript has 10 exons. The coding region runs from base 168 to 1139 and encodes 323 amino acids. The record is from RefSeq and is a predicted model, not a curated record. Gene Ontology annotation, biological process: negative regulation of transcription by RNA polymerase II. Gene Ontology annotation, molecular function: histone deacetylase binding. Lineage: Eukaryota; Metazoa; Chordata; Actinopteri; Clupeiformes; Clupeidae.
CAGGACGUCUUUCUUCCAAAGACGCAAAUGAUUGGUCAAGACAUAUCCGUGUUUUGAACGUGUUUCCUGGAGCUUCGCUCUCGUUGUUUAUCUUUUUAUAACAACCACCACCGGGUACCCGUCAGCCUUAAUUUAGUUCUGUUAGAUGGUAGGAGAAACUCUUCAACAUGCCAGUCCACUCCCGUGAAAAGAAAGAAAACAACCACGAGGACAUGGAGGUGGAUUAUCCGGAGCAAGACGCUAGCAGUUCUGACGAGGAAGAUACUGUAAGCUCAUCUGUUUCUGAAGAUGGAGACACUUCAGAAAUGGACGAUGAAGAUUGUGAGAGGAGAAGGCUGGAAUGUCUUGACGAAAUGACAAAUCUUGAGAAGCAGUUCACGGACCUCAAAGAUCAAUUAUACAAAGAGAGACUGAGUCAAGUUGACAUCAAGCUGCAGGAAGUCAUUGCUGGCAAUGCUCCGGAGUACUUAGAACCCCUUGCCACCCUUCAAGAGAAUAUGCAGAUCAGAACCAAAGUAGCAGGCAUUUAUCGUGAGCUGUGCUUAGAGUCUGUGAGGAACAAGUAUGACUGUGAGAUGCAGGCUGCCAGUCAACACUGGGAGAGCGAGAAGCUACUGCUGUUUGAUACAGUUCAGAGUGAGCUGGAGGAGAAGAUCAGACGCCUAGAGGAAGAUCGGCACAGUAUAGAUAUUACCUCAGAAUUAUGGAAUGAUGGUUUGCAGUCCAAAAAGAAUAAGAAGAAAGAUUCUUUCACCCCUGGCAAGAAGAAGAAGCCUGUUGUUGUAUCAGGGCCAUAUAUUGUUUACAUGUUGCAAGACUUGGAUAUACUCGAAGACUGGACGGCAAUAAGAAAGGCAAUGGCUUCAAUGGGACCACACAGAAUGAAAGUGGAUGUUCCCUCAAAGCCUGAGAAGCAUCACCGUGUUGCUCGCUCAGAGGAUGGACGUCUGUUCUAUGACAACAAGUGGUAUUCCAGAGGGCAGGGCAUCUGCAUCAAUAGGAAGGAUGAGUAUCCUACCAGUGCCAUCAUCACCACUAUCAACCAUGAUGAGGUCUGGUUCAAACGACUGGAUGGCAGCAAGUCGAAGCUCUACAUCUCGCAGCUGCAGAAAGGCAAAUACACCAUCAAGCACUCUUAGUGGUGGCCGAGUUCCAUCUACUUGCUCCUUGUGUUCUCUGUUGCCAUUGCAACCUGGCCUUUGGCCUUGUCCUCCAUGCCCCCCCCACCCCCUUUCACUCUUAAGUUUGCCAUUCAAAUGCAAGGAAGUGUGGAAGUACGCUACGGCUUAGUAGCCUCUUUGUACAUAUGGAUGUAUGUAUAUGAAUUGUCAUGAUAAGGCCAUAUUUUUACACUCUAAUGUUGAGAAGAAUGAUGUGCUGCUAUAAGAAAAACGGGGUUUGAAGGGGAGGGGAAAGCAAGAAACUGUGGAAGAGAGAAUGUAUUGGGUUUUGGGUGUCUGUGAGUGUGCCUUGGAUAAGGUAAGGCUCUCGCCCUGAAGGAUCCCUCAGUUGAAGCCUUGCUGAGAAGAGUAUUAGUGCAUAAUGAGUGGCCACUUCUAUAAAGUCGUUUAUGAAAUGGACAUGUCGGCAGUAAUUGAUUCUGCAGAUACUUGUUGUUGCUUGCCACUAGCACUAAUUUUAUGCUGAGACAGAUAGUUGUACAAUGCAGACUUGACUUAUUUCAAGUCUUUGAAAAUGUAUGUUUCCCUGCUUAUGUGUUGAAAUUGUUGUUGGUGCCAUUAUUACACACUAUGAAAAUAUGAUAUCAGUAUUUAGAUGGCACAACCUCAAUAUACAAA